Molecule: messenger RNA, 672 nt
Organism: Euleptes europaea (tarantolino)
Lineage: Eukaryota; Metazoa; Chordata; Lepidosauria; Squamata; Sphaerodactylidae
Product: phospholipase A2-like
Exons: 4
Coding region: 127-672 (181 amino acids)
Biological process (GO): arachidonate secretion; phospholipid metabolic process; lipid catabolic process
Molecular function (GO): phospholipid binding; calcium ion binding
Source: RefSeq, a predicted model, not a curated record
AGAGAUAUAUAUUUAGCUCUGAGGGUAGACUGUGGAAUAGCAGGCCUAGGAAGAUUUUUUAUAUACACCCACUCCUGUGGCUCAGUUUGACAGCAGAACGACAGGGCGAACAUAGAGAGCCAGGCUAUGAGUGUGCCCGAGAGAGGGUGGGCAUCACACCGAGUUGACCUUCCCAUGGAGCCCUGGCUGGUGAUGCUGCUGUUUUUACAGGCAGUUUGGAAUGGCAUUCUUGGGAAAACUCAUUCUUUGCACAAAAGAGGACUCCUUGAGUUAUCGGGAACCAUAAAAUGUGGCACCGGAAGAAAUCCGUUGGCUUAUCUAGGUUAUGGAUGCUACUGUGGCCUGGGAGGACAUGGCUGGCCGAAGGAUAAAUCAGACUGGUGCUGUCAUGCGCAUGACUGCUGCUAUGGCUUUGCAGAAGAACAAGGAUGCAGCCCCAAGUCAACUAGGUACAGAUGGAGCUGUAGGCGCAAUACUGUGGUAUGUGAUACAGUGCUAGACAGAUGUCAGCAAAUAGUGUGCCAGUGUGACAGAGAAGCAGCUGAAUGUUGGCGAUCUGCUGCUUUUAACCGGCGCUAUAUCCUCUGGCCAAAUUUUUUAUGCGGCCACACUAAUCCCAUGUGCACUUAUCAUGUUAAUGGCAAGAGACGUAAAAAGAUGUUCUUAAAUUAA